AUAUAAUUUUAAUUUAUUCUUUUCACGAAAAGAGAGCGUUCCUUUAUUUCCUGUAAAUGGGUGUAAAACACAGUAUUUACGAAAGUCCUGGUACUUUGAAUUAUUAUAAAUUCAGCGUUGAAGAAUACGCGCUGGUUAAAAGAAUAUGGUCGGAAAUCGAGAUUAACCCUCAAAACCAUGGAAGUGUCUACUUCAGAAGCUUUUGCGAAACCUACCCGCAGUACAUAAAAUUUUUCACACUGGAGCCUAAAUUGCCCAUGAACUUCGAUAUGCGUACUACUGAGAAAUUUUCGAAGAUCUUCGAAGCUAUGGGAUAUCUUCUGCUAGAUUUUAACAACAAGCCAAAACAAUUAGACCGGUUUGUUGGUUAUAUAGCCAUGGUGCAUAAGGACAUGCGAUUGAACGAGCAAGACAUGCAUAGAUUCAUGUUAUCAUUAUUGGAUUACCUGUCGCAAACAUAUCCCAAGCUAAUGACCGCACAAUGUCGGGAUGCAAUGUCCAAAUAUAUGGAAAGUAUUGCAAAAGAGCUAUCCAAGAAGAUGGAGAUUUUUCGCUGUUACGACAUCGCACAAUUGGACGUAAUAAAGCAACCAAAACUAUUGUGGGGAUGGUGCAAGCUUUUCGUUGAUCCCUUGAUAUUCCGCAAGACUAAGUUCUACUGGAGCGAAUGGAAGAAGCAGUGGGACGCGCGUCUGGACGAAUGGGCGGCGCAGGAUAAUUCUGCUGCCUUGGAUCCGACGUCGCAGAUGAACGACGAGGACACCGUCGCGGCUUCGAAGGCCGACGACGAUAACGAAGUCGAGGUCGGCAUCCUACAGCAGCAGAGGGCAUCCAUGAUAACGCGACGAACCGAUUCGGAUGUGUCCGCUUCUAGGCUCGCGCACUCGACUUCCACGAUCCUUGAAGUCAUUCCGGCCGGUGCUGCUGCUGCUGCUGCUGCUACCGCUGCUGUAUUGAGUCAUUUCUGCGCCGCGAUAAUUCUAUGCACCGAUGCAAUUGAGAUCAACUGGUGCGACCUGUCGGAUGAUGCUGCUGGACAAUCGACAAUUAAAUGCCGCCUUUGCAUAAACUUUACACGUGUUCCACGCGACCAUCCAUUUCAUCAGUGUGAUCACCCACGUCGGUAUUCGUCAUCACGUUAAACGUCGUAUCUACGUAUAACCCGCGAAUGAUCAUUUUGCCACAAGAAGAAGUACUCUCAAAUGCGCCGGAAAUACUGAGAUAAUUAUUAUUGUGAAUAAUAAUUAUCAGAGCGGCCGUUUCAAUGUUGCCGUCGAAGAGCAUUAAGAAGAAAGUUUGGCGCAAAACAAAGGAGUGAGAUAGCGAAAAGAAGCUCACGAGAAGCAGAAGAUUCGAAUUGCAAAAAGAUUUUAAUGUACUCUCGGCCGCCGCGACUCGGUGAGGCGAAUUCAAACCGCGAAAUGUUUACACGAACACACGUAUUAUAAACACAGGCGGAUGUGCGUCACAGUUGGUGCGUUUGGUUGAGCGCGGUCGAGAGGUCGAGUGUGUGUUAUCACGACACGGUCAGGCGACCGACUGAAGCACACCUGUCUACCUGCACAGGUAAGGCGUCCGCGAACUUGUAUACAGAGGCCGGCCACGCGCAAGGGUGUAUACUUUCGCAUGCCGCGACAUUCGACUUGGAGGAUCUGCAUUAACAAUGAUGCGGCGAAUGUAUAAACGGUGGCAAGCUAUUUUUGCGUCGUGGCAGCGAGGAUUACGGAAAACAUACUCGUGGAGUCCUUCAGCUCUCGUUAGAACGUUCGCACGAUGAAAUAUUGAAAUAAUGCGAGCCUGAGAGCCUUAUCUAGAGCUUUGUCUGCUGAAGGAUAGUCUUUAAGGAACAGAGCGGAACGAUCGGUCGAUCGACGAUAUAGAGGAUGAUGGAAGUGACAUUGACCAACGACGACGAAAUGAGAGAAACCUCGUGCGGCGGACGUGGCGUAUCGCGUGGAAUUGAAUAGAUAAAGGAGCGGCGAAUGCUUGUCGUUUUCGCGAUACCAAUCGACGGGGAAAGCUCGGCGAAUUAUUUAGGAAAAGAGGGCGAGCGAGAGAAAGAGAGGAAAAAAAGCACAUUGUAAUGCGUGAGUCAUAAGCGCUCUGUCGUGCGGAGGUUGGCGUUGACCGCGGCGCAUAUAAAGGCUUGUGAAGGUAGCUUAACUAAGUGGAGUUAAAGCCGCUUGUUCGCCGCGUAUCGCUCAACAAGUUGCGCUUCCUGAUGAGACCGCGAUUAAUAACGCGAGAAUGUCAAGGAUGAGCGCUCCGCGGAAAGUAAUGUCUGUCAGAGCGCACGACAGUUUCGCCGAUAGAAUCGACCGGCUACGUGUAUCUACGGUGUGUAACGUUUAACGCGAUGUCGAUUAGUACCUAUCGCGAAUGUGCCCUUUGAUUCGCGCUUCAUUAUUAAUCGCACGAGUCCCCGCGAGAGAGAGCAAUGAUUGUAACAACGCAGGCUUUUGAAAGAUGACUUAACAAUUUAGGAGACAUUCUACAUUUUUUUAAAAGGAAGUCUUUUAGGAAUUUCUGUUGUAGAAGAACUUCCUCAGCAAUAAUUCGAUUGAUGGCAACAAUGCGAUAAUCAAGCCAAUAACGCCAGUACGCUAAUAAUUAACCCUUUGCACUCGGAUGUGACCUCACAGGGGACAUUUUAAAUGUAGCAGAGAUGUCUCCGAGUGCAAAUGGUUAAAGAGCCCCAGCUCGAAUUGAGUGAGAUAAUUUUGCGAUCGCUACGAGACAAGAUGUUAGUGUUUUUUUUAGCUUUUCGGACAAUAUUUUUUCCUCUAGCUUUGUUUUUAAUUCUUUUGUUUCAUACCAACAAGUAACUAUUUGCCUCUCGUGGAGCUCGAGCUAUUAGGAAUGAUUACGCCUCGAGUUAAACGGGCGUGAAGUCGAGCUCGGCUAUUCUGCAAGUGGUUAUCCGUUCCACUAUCAUUUUCUACGGACGAAAGUAAUCAAUGCUGGACACAGUUAAGCAUCGAGGUCAGCAACGCUAGACCGGUCAGAUAUCGCCGAUCGAUAUUUGGAACGGGGAACAUUAAACGAGCAUUAUGCGGUGGAAAAGGGAUUACUACCUCUGACCUCCAAAUACCAGCGCGCUAUGGAUUAUUGAUUGCACCAGCAGGAUCCCCGCGGAAAUAAUAAUGAGCGUGUCGCUGAUAAACUCGAACGUUACGACGCGCGGCGGAUGUGUUGCGCUACAUUAUAUUAUGUGACAGAGCUCUACUUAUUUGACAUAAUGUCAACUAAUAUAACAACGAGCCCCUUGUCCUCGAUAAACACUCGAGUAGUAUGGUAGAAGAUAUCUUUCAGAUUUUUUUUCCAUCAAAAUCAUCCAAAAAACACAAAUCAUCGCAUAAAUCACCCCAAAACAUCAAAAUCGUUUCAAAAACAUCAAAAUCAUCCCAAACAAUAUAAAAAAAACACUAAUUUCAGAGAUUGCAUUUUUUGAUGCAGAUGUUGCAUGUCCCUCUCCAAUGAUCAGAGACAGUAAAAAUCACUCAAAAAUAUCCCAAAAAUCAUCCAAAAUCAAGCCUAGAACAAAUGCGACUCAAUGCAAUCUCAGUAAGUAAUAUAGUAAAUGUUAUCUGUCCGAGGACAGAAUUUUGUGGGAGAUGAUUUCCGCAGAGAGGCGACUGCUCGUGAGUACGGCUUUACCUGGAGCACGGCCGCCCGCCGUACUCUAUCCGCACGACUAUUACACCGAGAGAAAAAUAUAGUUGCUUUCGGCGUCAACUAUACUUUCUUGUGAUUUUAACAAAAAAAAAUAAUUAGAAGAACCAUUUUUCUAAUAACACUUACUAAAAUAAUAGUUUUUCUGACUACUUUUGUGGUUAAAAUCACAAAAGAGUGUAGUUGACGCCAAAAACAACUACAUUUUUCUCUGUGUACUGUCCGUACGGAACACAAUUAGUUUUGUAACUUACACUAUGAUUUUCUUAUCCAUUAUUUUUACUUUUGUCAUAUGUUUUUAGAGCAUUCAGCUCUUGAUCCUUUUAUUAUAGAUUUUUUUUUAACUACUAUUUUAAAUGCAUGCGACUAUUUUAAAUGCUAGCAACGCCAGCGACCGAAGGUUCUAAGCCCAUGAGACGCGUGACUGAUGCCAUAUAUGAAAAACCAUUGAAGAUCGAACCAAACACUACGUUAACAAAUACAUUUAGCUUGAAUUCAUUUUACAUAUGGAGGAUAAUUUAAAAACGUAUAGGAUUUUGCUUGAAAAGGUGUUUUUUCGAUAAUUUUAUUCACUUUAUAAUAUUAUUCUGAGGACAAAUCAAAUUGGGAGAUUUGAUUUUUAUUGGGUGAGAUAUAGAUUUUAAUAUUUUUUGGGUAUGUAGUAACGUUGAAAAUGAGAACAGAUCGAAUUGGAAGAUUUGUUUUUAUGGCGGGAAGUGUGCAUUUUUUAAUGUUUUUUGGGUUUAGUAACGUUAAAAACGGUCACUCCCUCGUGUCUUCCACAAUAUCUGCCCUCGGCGUAGCUUAUGAUUUCGGGGGAUUUUUAAAAAAUUGAAUUUUUAUUGAUUCUUUUAUUAUGGAAAAUGAGUGCUUUUCGAAGUAAUCAAACUUCAAAAUGAAUGUUUUUUUUAUGAAAAUUCAUCUUUCAUAAGAUCUGUCCUCGGAGUAACAUUUACUGUAUUACUCACUCGACGUACCGACAUUGGCAUUCGCCGAGGUGUCGCGAUCGACGAAAAAAAAAAGAAGAGCGAUACGCGUAAAGACUGCUACUAUUUUAAGACCGCGCGAAAGACUCUUAAUUAUACCGGCAAUGUGGCGUGGGUAUAACAGGAGGGGGAAGAAGGGGCGGAAUUCCAUUGUAAGAAUAUUGCGUGAGACACGUGAAUCGCCCGUUCAACCCUUCGAGCAGCCGAAAGUGACCUUCACGUCGCUCCGUCUCCUACAUAGUUUCUUGAAUAUCCAUUCUCGUAAAGUCGCGAGUGAACACGCUCCACCGAUUUUAUCUCUUUAAGAUUGAUCUUUCCUUGAUAUCUUUUCGCCCGACACGCACGGAAAUGUGAGAAACGUAUCGAAGGCGGCAAGAAAACGCAGCUGUCGUCGUCGUCGUAGCCAUCGUUGAAGAUUCAUUAAUUAUGACAGAAAUUAUCAAGCGGAUAUUUCUGAUCAAAUUCCAAUUUAUUUUUACAUCCGAUCAGAAUAUCUGAUUGAAUUUAAUCAGGCACUUCAGAUCAUAUAUAAUUGAUAUUUCCUCAGAUAAAUAAUUCAAGAUAUUUAAAGACCGAUAUUUCUUACCAGAUGUUUCCUGACCAGAUAUAAAAAUUAAUCAGAAAUAUUUGUUUGAUAAUUCUUCUCAGUGUGAGUAAAAAUGUGAUUAAUGAAGAGGUGACGUCACAUCUCAUCAAUAAUGAAUAUGCAGAUAUGCGUGCAUGCGAUCCGCGCAUCGAGGAGGACGUAACCGACGCUCUCGAUCCUCCCCGUGAAGAAUUCUGUAUGAAUCAUGAUACUGGUGAAUAAUAGCGACGUUGCAUGUCCUACUUGCUAUCCUACUUUGUACGAUUAUUUUUCGUCGGGGCUUCGUCCCCAAAUCUUCGUCGUCUGGAAGUUCCGGCGUGACACAUUCCGUUACGAGUCGCCAGUCGUGCAAUUUUAUAUCCAUAUGAACGACCAAUAGAGUAUGUUGAAUAUGAUGAACGACACGGGGAACACUAUUCUACUGCGCUUGUC
Messenger RNA from Odontomachus brunneus, 5676 nucleotides. RefSeq lists its product as uncharacterized. Lineage: Eukaryota; Metazoa; Arthropoda; Insecta; Hymenoptera; Formicidae. The record is from RefSeq and is a predicted model, not a curated record. Bases 57 to 1142 code for a protein of 361 amino acids. Gene Ontology annotation, molecular function: oxygen binding; heme binding. The transcript has 5 exons.